AUGAGUUGCCAACCUUUUACUUCAGCCGAUACCUUUAUACCUCUGAAUUCUGAGUCUUCUGCAACUUUGCCACUGAUAAUGCAUCACAGCGCUGCCGAGUGCCUGCCAGUCUCCAACCACGCCACUAAUGUGAUGUCCACAGCAACUGGACUUCAUUAUUCUGUUCCUUCUUGUCAUUAUGGAAACCAACCAUCAACCUAUGGAGUGAUGGCAGGCAGCUUAACCCCUUGUCUCUAUAAGUUUCCUGACCACACCUUGAGUCACGGUUUUCCUGCCAUGCACCAGCCUCUCCUGGCAGAAGACCCCACAGCCUCUGAUUUCAAGCAGGAACUCAGGCGGAAAAGUAAAUUGGUUGAAGAGCCAAUAGACAUGGAUUCUCCAGAAAUUCGAGAACUUGAAAAGUUUGCCAAUGAAUUUAAAGUGAGAAGAAUUAAGUUAGGAUACACCCAAACAAAUGUUGGGGAGGCCCUGGCAGCUGUGCAUGGCUCUGAAUUCAGUCAGACAACUAUCUGCCGAUUUGAAAAUCUGCAGCUCAGCUUCAAAAAUGCAUGCAAACUAAAAGCAAUAUUAUCCAAAUGGCUGGAGGAAGCGGAGCAAGUGGGAGCUUUAUACAGUGAAAAAGUGGGAGUAAAUGAAAGGAAAAGGAAACGGAGAACAACUAUAAGUAUUGCUGCAAAAGGGGCUCUGGAGAGACACUUCGGAGAGCAGAAUAAACCGUCCUCUCAAGAGAUCAUGAGGAUGGCUGAAGAACUGAAUCUCGAGAAAGAGGUAGUAAGAGUUUGGUUUUGCAACCGAAGGCAGAGGGAAAAACGGGUGAAAACAAGUCUGAAUCAGAGCUUAUUUACUAUUUCCAAGGAAAAUCUUGACUGCAGAUAA
Pteronotus mesoamericanus is the source of this 876-nucleotide messenger RNA. It is a transcript of the gene POU1F1, whose product is annotated as POU class 1 homeobox 1. Gene Ontology annotation, molecular function: RNA polymerase II cis-regulatory region sequence-specific DNA binding; DNA-binding transcription factor activity, RNA polymerase II-specific. NCBI's taxonomy places the organism in Eukaryota, Metazoa, Chordata, Mammalia, Chiroptera, Mormoopidae. The record is from RefSeq and is a predicted model, not a curated record. The transcript has 6 exons. Gene Ontology annotation, biological process: regulation of transcription by RNA polymerase II. Bases 1 to 876 code for a protein of 291 amino acids.